AAGAAAAAAAAAUUAAAAGAAACCAAAACCCUACCUUCCCUUUCUCCUUCUUCUUCUCUCCCUCCCUCUUGUUGCAGCCGCCCAGCCCACCACUUUUCCCACAGCAUCCGAACGACGUUUCUCCUCCCUCGGAUUGCGACGCACAACCCUUGUUACGAUUUGAAUAAACCCCACUCCAAGUUCAAAAAGCAAGCUCAUCGCACAAUUCAAGGAAGCAGCUACAAGUAUUUCUGGCUGCUUAUUUGCAAGCCUCACUGUUUACAAAUUUGAUUUUCAGCUUUCAGUGUGUAGUGGAGUUUAUCAAGUAGGCCCUGAGGUCCUUCAUCUUAACGAAGGGGGUAGUUCAGAUAUAGGGUUCUGCGAGUAGCACGGAAAAUAAGAGUUGAAGCUGCUGUCAGUAAACAUGUUGCAUAACAAGUCGUUUGUGAAAAAAACGAAGUCUGUGAAGGUGAUGAAGCUUGAGAAUCCGGCUAUUGAUGACGUGGUUAUGCUAUCAGUUGUGCUGGACGAGAUUAAGAACAAGAACUUGUCUAUUUACAAUAGAGUUAGAGCUCUCUGCAGUAAUCCACUGAGGAGAUUCUUUGUCUUCUCCAACAAGCAUCACAAGGAUACAUAUGUUAAGGAGAUGAGUGGAGAAAGUAAAAAUGAUCGAAAUGAUAGAGCAAUUCGUGUGGCUACUCAGUGGUAUCAGAAACACCUUGGUGGUGCAACUCGUGUUCUAGUCGUAAUAAAUGACAGAGAGAAUAAGAGGAAGGCUAUUGAAGAGGGAAUUUAUGCAGAGACAAAGACAGAUUUGGGGUUGGAUUAAUUCCAAGACUUCUACCACUAGGAGAGAUAUGCGUGGAGUUGUAAGAGCUGAAAUGUUUGGUCAGUUGACAAGUGGCCUGGAGAGUGCUUAAAACAAGCUCAAAGAAGAAGGUUUGACUCUUCUCAAGUUCAGAGAGAGAGAGUUGUGAAUGAUCCAUUUGGCGCUUUAUCUAACUGGAAUGAUCACAAAGAAGAUAUUAAUCCAUGUUUUUGGUUAGGAGUUGAAUGCUCGUAUAGGAAAGUUGUAGUCCUGUAUGUUCUUCACCUUUUUCAUCUUCCUUUCUCCUGUUUUUGAUUGUUGGGCCAUUUUUUGUUGGGUUAGUAGUUACUUGGUAUAGUUUGUUUAUGUACAGGGUUGAUGGACGUGAAAAACCUUCGUUGAUGUAUAUAUAAUUUACUAUAUGUAUACACUUUAAAUUUGUAGGUGGGUUGGUGUACUAAUGGAUAUAUAUGUUUUUGUAUGUAAAAUAUGUCACAAUUGACAGGUA
Molecule: messenger RNA, 1295 nt
Organism: Momordica charantia (bitter melon)
Lineage: Eukaryota; Viridiplantae; Streptophyta; Magnoliopsida; Cucurbitales; Cucurbitaceae
Product: exosome complex exonuclease RRP44 homolog A
Source: RefSeq, a predicted model, not a curated record